UCUCCUAAUAUACUGGAUAUCUUGAUCUGUGUUCCCUCUUCAGCUUCUUUUUCGCAAAGUUUUUGGUUGGUUUGUGGGUGAUUUUUUUAAACUUCAGAAGUGCUUGCUUGUGUUUGUUACCUCAUUCUCAUGUACUCACUUUUCUGAAGUCUUUGAUGUGGAGUAGCUGCUCUAAAAUCCAGUUGCCUGGUUGGCUACGGCUGAGCUUGAUAAUCUUGGUGUAGGAAAUAGACGGUGAUAGAUGUCAGGUCUUACAGACAUGUGUCUCUAAGAGUGGGUUUACUCCAUGUUUUAAACAUUGCCAUCAUAGAUUGUUCUGUGGGGUAUGCAGAGCUAGCCUGCUUGACCUGGGUUUUACAUGGGACUCUUGGCAAACUCACUGUUAUCUAAUGAGCUUUCUGAAUGCUCAAAAUAGUCCUGUAUCAAGCCUGAUUAGAAACUGAAACUUCCUCUUUAAAGACAAACAGAUUGAGAAUUUAAGAUAGGCAGGUUUUAACCCUUCAGCUGUUGUUCUUCCACGUUGCAGCAGGUGUCUGCAGCCCAGGCUUGCAGACUGUUUGCUACUUGGUGUUUGAUGUUUUUACCCAAAAUCCCCCUUGGAACAGGAGAGCUUUCUAGCACCGAGUUUAACAGUGACAUAUUCCUGUGAGAAGCUUCUGCUUUGGACAAGUGGUACUGUUGCCAUGCCGAAGGAGGAGCUCCUACAAGGCUGUAUUUAAUUCUGGGUGGUCUGUGAACAGGUGAAUGCAGGGCUGGCAGAUGCCCUUGUCAAGAAGCAUGUAUAAACUCCGUGGAAUCAAGAAAUAGUUGUAUGUGUGGGGAUGGAAAGGGAGGUAGCUGUAAUCGUUCCUCCAUGUUGGGCAUUAUUUCAUGCUUUGAAUCCAUUCGAAGCCAGCUUGUAGGCAAUAUCGCUGCUAGCUUCUGCUCCGAAGCCCUGGUAAGCAGUGUGUCAGCUCUGUCUUGGGAAGGAGGUGGGGAGAAAGGAGACUUGCACGAAGAUGAUUGAGACGCUCUUCCCUCAAGCUUUCAUCGUGAAGGGGUGUUCUCCCUGACCGGCAGCAGGGUAGCUGCAGUGGGCAUCAGCUAGGCGUGAGCGUUCAUCUUCCAAACUGGCGUCAGGAGUGGCAGCGGGGUUCUCGGCAUCCAAAAUCUCUGUGUCCUUUAUGAUUUGCCUGUUGUGGAACCAAGAUGGAGCCAGGAGGAAUGAGAAGCAAACCAGAAACCCUGCUUCCAACCGGAGCUGGAGCAUGGGCUUGGUGCUGCCUUCCCUGUCCUCUCCUGCUUGCGUGCCCAGGCAGCAGCGUGCUCCUUGCUCUCCUACCUCUGUUGGGUUUUGUAUCCUGGUAACAGAGCUCCUGUUAGCUGCGGAAAACUCCCCGCGGUCCUUUGAGCUGCUGUGAGGGCUGUAGCUCUGGGAAGCAUGAACAAAACUCACCCCCAGAGAAAUGGUGAUGUAGCUACUUUUGAUUCAACAAAGUCCUUCUCUGAAGAAAGAGACUGCUGCCAGCCACGCGGCACCCGUGCGGGCUGCACGUGGAGACGCGCCUGCAUCUCUGCCGCGGUGCUGCUCGUCCUUGCUGCCGCCGUGGGCUUGGCCGUGGCGCUGGGACUCCUGUUACGUGCGCCAGUGAACCGCUUCUGUACAGCUUCCAAAAACCGGACAGGUUUCUUGUGUGACGACAGCGCGACCUGCAUCCCAGCCAGCCAGGUCUGUGACAGAAUCAGCGACUGCAGGAAUGGAGAGGACGAGCAGGAGAAACUCUGUGGUGACUUGCCCCGCAGCCUUCCGGGAUACCUGGUUUUCCGCUGCAGUAACCCCGCGUACUGGGUCUAUGCUGAUCGGAGGUGUAACGGGCUGAAUGACUGCGGAGACUGCUCUGAUGAGAUGGGGAGCUUGGCGGACUGUCCUCCAUGCGGGUCGGAGUGGUGGAGCUGCAGCCCUGUGUUCUACGAGUACUGCUCCUGCGUCCCCAGGAGGCUGUGCCGGGACGGCAUCCAGCACUGCCUCAGCUGGUCCGAUGAGUAUAUCUGCAGACCGUGAAGUCUUGGCAGCGCUGGAGACAGCACAGUGCUUCCUGCGUUGUCGCCUUUAAGCCUUGGUGUCCUCCUGCUCUGCCACCCGCUUGGGAAGCUCCAACCCAAGCAAAUCCUCAGCAGCAGCACACCGACUGUCACACAGCGACACUGAACAGGGAUGAAGUGCAUAUGGUAGCCCACGCUGCAGGCCAGACGCUGGCUGUGGGACACCUUCCAGGGUUCUCCUGUCAUGUGAGGGUGAGUCCUUUCUACAUGAGCAGAGCACUGCCUUGCAGCAUUGACUUGAUGGGCUGUGUGCAGGCUGCUGGCGACUGUUGAGCAGCUGCUGCCAACACAGAUACUGUGUCUGGCCAACCCUGGGCGAGGGGUUUCUCCUGCAUGGACAUGCUGGUGCCUUCGCAGGCAGCCAGAAGAAGGUACAUUGAGGACUACCCUAAAGAGCAGGAGCUGAGUGAGGUGAGUCUUUCCAGCCCUUGGGUUAGCAUUUCCCUCCAAUGCGUCUUCACGCUCCUGACCCUCACGGGCAAGAGGAGAAGCUUGUGUUUGUGUUCAAAGCAUGUCUGCAGAUGGUUCCAGCGGUGGCUUUGAAGGCUCUGCGUUGAUGUUCCCAGGAUGCUUCCUUGGGAACACUGUGCUGAGGAUGGCACCGUGGGGAGCUGCUGCACAGGCCACCUCCCGUGCUCUUCUCAAACACGAAGGCCAAUGUGGAGAGUGUAAUGGCAAGGAAAACUGCUGUGGAGAGGCUCAAGGGUUUGUGGGGAUAAAUCACCAUGUCCUUGCGACUGUGUAGCUGUUCCUCAAAGCCAGGGCAGGGAACCAGCAUGUAUAUAAAAUGUACUUCUCUUUGGGCUGUACAGUUUUGGAGCAGGAGCUCAGCAGGUUGAGAACAGCCGUGGGGCCAGGAUGUGUUUGCACUGAAGUUGGCAAAGAAAGGAGGAAAAAAACCAAACAGUUGCAGCCUCAGAGCAGAGAGCAGCAGAAAACCAAGUGCCGCUCCUGGGGUGGUGUGGGAUGACACGGGAUCUGUUUGUUGCUUAUUUCAUUCCUCUGCCAGCAAAGCAGGAUCAGGCAGCCAAACCUUCAAAGGAGUCCUCAGGAUGUAGGUACGGAUGUGCCACUGAAAUUUCAGAAAGAUGGAGUCUUUCUCUGCUCCUUUGAAAAUCUCACCUGUGUCUAAAACAUUGUGUCUGAGAAAAACCCACAUUUACAGUGAGCGCGCUUACUUUUCUAGGCCCAUAAUAAACUUCAGGUGAUCUUCUUCCCACCACCAUCCCAGGUCAUAGAUCUUUAAGAAUAAAACCCCGUUCAAUCAUUUCCUCUCCGUCCUGUGAUCUGCAACUCUGCAUGUCACCAUGACUUGUAUCAAAGGUGAAUAUUUCUUCUGAUUUGUCCCUGGGAUAUAGUUGUAGGUCUGACAGAUCUUUUAAAAAUAGCUUUACUGUAUUCUGACUCAUACUUCACCUGGAAUGAGAUGGUAAAACUCUGUGUAAUGGAACCGGUACUACAGGAAACUUUUAAAGCCGUAUUUAAUAACCCGUCCUUCUCCACGCCUGGCUAGGAUGGCUGGCUUGCUUUUGUGCCUGUAAAACUUCACUGCAGUGCAUUCAGUGCUGCAGCUCGGAAGAGCGGUUAGGAGUUUCCUACCUAAACAAUUAUCAGUUGCAAGCUUCCAGCCUCAAUCAAAGCCUGAAAUCGAGAUGUACAUUUUUACUGGAGAG
This is a messenger RNA of Grus americana (Whooping crane), 3755 nucleotides long. It is a transcript of the gene LDLRAD1, whose product is annotated as low density lipoprotein receptor class A domain containing 1. Lineage: Eukaryota; Metazoa; Chordata; Aves; Gruiformes; Gruidae. The record is from RefSeq and is a predicted model, not a curated record. The transcript is spliced from 6 exons. Gene Ontology annotation, molecular function: protein binding. Bases 1421 to 2041 code for a protein of 206 amino acids.